Molecule: messenger RNA, 2791 nt
Organism: Podarcis raffonei (Aeolian wall lizard)
Lineage: Eukaryota; Metazoa; Chordata; Lepidosauria; Squamata; Lacertidae
Product: C-type lectin lectoxin-Thr1-like
Exons: 6
Coding region: 1963-2493 (176 amino acids)
Molecular function (GO): signaling receptor activity
Source: RefSeq, a predicted model, not a curated record
AAAGGGAUAUAUUGAGGUUCACCCUGAUGUUGGGAAAGAUGGAGGGCACAAGGAGAAGGGGACGACAGAGGACGAGAUGGUUGGACAGUGUUCUCGAAGGUGCCAACAUGAGUUUGAUCAAACUGCGGGAGGCAGUGGAAGAUAGUAGAGCCUGGCGUGCUCUGGCCCAGGGGGUCACAAAGAGUCGGACACGACUAAACGAAUAAACAACAACAACCUUGAAAAACAAGAUGUGGCCUUUGAAGUGCACUGUUGGGGGUGUGAACACUCUGUACCUUUACUGCAGAAGACCAGGGGCAGUUCUUCUGAAACUAACACCCCCUUCCCCCAAGUAUAUCAGGAUGUGCUCAUAACAGCCCACAAACUGCAUCAGCUGGUGGGCAGGAUUUCAAUCUAUAUUCUGAUUAGGCAAAGGAAUGUGAUGUUUCAUGCUUUGUCUUAUCUGCUGAUGGAGAAUGGAUUCCUCUUGAUGAUGCCAACUGAGUUGCAAGAACAUUUGCUGAUGUUGACGACAUUGGGAAAGUAUACACCAGUCUUAUGCACUUGUGCAUUUGGAUCAGAAGAUGACAGGAAGGAAGGAAGGAAGGAAGGAAGGAAGGAAGGAAGGAAGGAAGGAAGGAAGGAAGGAAGGAAGGAAGGACCCAGUGGAUCAGGGGACCACACAGCCCUGCCAUUCACUUCAGUUGCACCCUACGCAGAAGGUGAUAUUCCCCCCUAUUCCAGAUCAGGAAACUGCGUGGACAAAAAUCUCACCCAGCCAUUCAUGAUCACUCUGGAGAUGUGUUUCAUAGAAUCAUAGAAUCAUAGAGUUGGAAGAGACCACAAGGGCCAUCGAGUCCAACCCCCUGCCAAGCAGGAAACACCAUCAGAGCACUCCUGACAUAUGGUUGUCAAGCCUCUGCUUAAAGACCUCCAAAGAAGGAGACUCCACCACACUCCUUGGCAGCAAAUUCCACUGUCAAACAGCUCUUACUGUCAGGAAGUUCUUCCUAAUGUUUAGGUGGAAUCUUCUUUCUUGUAGUUUGGAUCCAUUGCUCCGUGUCCACUUCUCUGGAGCAGCAGAAAACAACCUUUCUCCCUCCUCUAUAUGACAUCCUUUUAUAUAUUUGAACAUGGCUAUCAUAUCACCCCUUAACCUCCUCUUCUCCAGGCUAAACAUGCCCAGCUCCCUUAGCCGUUCCUCAUAAGGCAUCGUUUCCAGGCCUUUGACCAUUUUGGUUGCCCUCCUCUGGACACGUUCCAGUUUGUCAGUGUCCUUCUUGAACUGUGGUGCCCAGAACUGGACACAGUACUCCAGGUGAGGUCUGACCAGAGCAGAAUACAGUGGCACUAUUACUUCCCUUGAUCUAGAUGCUAUACUCCUAUUGAUGCAGCCCAUAAUUGCAUUGGCUUUUUUAGCUGCCGCGUCACACUUUGUUUGUGGUAGAACAGACACUCUCCUUGUCCAUCUCAACAAGAUUGCCUCACUCUGAAGAAGGACCCCCUUUUUCUUCCUUAAAGUGAGGGAAAGAGGUGGGGCUUCAUUAGCUAACACAAUACACUCAAAGUAAGAGGCGCUGUGGAGAGAAGAAGCAAUGGCCACAUUUUGCAAAAUGGGUGGGCAGAUCCAGCAGCACUCUUCCUACCUUCUUACUUCCUCCUUGCCUAGCAUGACUCUCCUCCUUGCUAAUUUCCACUUCAUAGCAGCUGGAUAUUUUUCAAUCCACAGUGGCUUUCAGGUGAAAGAGAUCUUUCUGUACUUUGGUGUUCUGAUGCAAAAGAUCUCAGUGUAUGAUUGCGUUGAACCAUUAGGCUUCCCUUCUGCUGCCAAGUGUCUUUCACCACAUGCCAUUGCCUACCUAUCAGACUAUAAAUGAUGCAUAAACACCAGCUUCCCACCCAGGCAUUGCUCAACUGGAACACUUGAAUAAGGAAGAAUCAGCAGCUCAGAGAGAGAGAGAGAAGCUGAAAAACCAGAAACAGAUGCAGCCUUCCUCCAACCCCAGGCUCAGCCUCCUGUGCACCUGCCUUGUUCUGAUAUGGCAGCUCUCCUUUGGCUUCGCAAUGAAAAGAAAAGAAGCAGAAAACUCCUAUGGUCCCUAUGGCUGCCUCCGGGGCUGGACCAGAAGAGAGGGAAGCUGCUAUCGAAUCUUUUCCGACCCUUUGAGAUGGCAUGAUGCAAUGAAAACCUGCCGUAUAUUUGACCCGACUUCUGAGCUUGCCUCUAUCCAGGAUAUGAAAGAACUGCGUAGGGUGUCUAACAUGCUUCUAAUUCCAAAGGAACUACGUGUCUGGAUUGGAUUGUCAGUCAAGGAUAAGGAUGGAAAUUGGGAGUGGACAGAUGGCUCUGUUCCCGAGUUCCUACCGUGGACUAGGGGAGAACCUAUGACUAGUGGCAUCAACUCAUGUGUCUACUUGUUUCGUGGGGACGUUUUUUUGAGAUUUAGAGCUGAGGAUUGCCGAUAUGAAGAAUCCUAUAUUUGUGAACAUAAGCCAGCAUCUGCAUCCUCCUGACCUGUUCGCUCUCCCUGGCUGACCCCAUCAAAUCUCAGAAGCUUCCAUCCAACGCUGUCUUUCUACCUGCGCCUUUUUCAGAAUAUGAAAACGUCAGAGGUGCCCUUCUGCCCCAUUCCAGUGGCCCAUCUAUUUCAGCGUCCUGCUCUCACUCUAGCCUGCAAUAGAUCUAAUUGAAUCCUGCAAGUAGCAAGAGCCCCCUUCCCUGGGAGCCCAGGAUGAAGAAACUUGGGGUUCACCAACGUCAGGAGAAGAACAGCCUCCCCUUCCCUAAUAGAUGCCUCAGUCCAUUGUGAAU